AUGUCCAAAUCGACCUUCUGUCUCGUGUCGCUACCGACAUCCAUCUCGCCUUCAAAUGACGCCGACGAAGCUCUGACGGCGCUGAGAGCCGUCGUGUCGACCGACAACGGCACGACGUAUCCUUUCAACCUGCCCUCGUUCAAGAUUGGCACACUGGACGCCCUGGUGCAGCAGGCCGACGACCUGCAGAAGCUGGAACAAGGAUGCAAAGGUGUCGUCGAGAAGGUCGCCGACUCGCUGAAGAACAUCCUCGAGGGCGAUGAGGACAAGAUGGCCGACCAGAAGAACGUCAACGACAAACCCGUCGACCACUAUCUGCAGACCUUCCAAUGGAACAAGGUCAAGUACCGCGCUGAGAAGCCCAUUUCAGAGCUGGUCGACAUGCUCCAGAAGGACAUUGCCAGCAUAGACAACGACGUCAAGACCAAGUUCAACCAGUACAACUCUACAAAGACCUCUUUGGCCACUGCUCUGCGCUCGCGCACCGGCAACCUGUCGCAAAAGUCGCUGUCCUCUGUCGUCAACCCCAACAACCUCCUCGCGCCAGACGCCUCCGAGUACCUGCAACAACACCUGAUCGCCGUGCCCAAGAACCAGGUCAAGGACUACCUGCAGAGCUACGAGUCUCUGUGUCCCAUGGUGGUGCCCCGCUCGUCGCAGGAGUUGGCCAAGGAUGACGAGUUUAGCUUGUUUGCUGUCACCGUCUUCAAGAAGCACAGUGCCGAGUUUGUCCACAAGGUGCGCGAGAAGCGCUGGACGCCCCGUGAGUGGAAGUUCACCGAGGGUGGGCGCGAAGCCGAGGAGAAGGAGCAGCAGAAGCUUGAAAAGGACGAGCGCCGUGUUUGGGGUGAGGCUCUCCGUCUGGGCCGCACUGGAUACAGUGAUGCUGUUAUGGCUUGGAUCCACGUUCUUGCUCUGCGUGUCUUUGUCGAGACGGUCCUGCGCUAUGGUCUUCCUCUGAGCUUUGUCUGCGGUCUUGUCAAGACGGACAAAAAGGUCGUCGAAAAGGUAAAGAAGAACCUCGACGGAGCCUACUCACACCUCGGUGGAAAUGCCUUCGGUCGCGACAAGAAGGGCAGAGUGACCAAGGACGAUGCUCAAACGGCCAACGAACUGCAAGCUACCGGUCACGCUGGUGGUGAAGACUACAACGCAUACGUCUACUACCAGUUCGAGAUUGCAUGA
Aureobasidium namibiae CBS 147.97 is the source of this 1185-nucleotide messenger RNA. Its product is annotated as vacuolar ATP synthase subunit C. Lineage: Eukaryota; Fungi; Ascomycota; Dothideomycetes; Dothideales; Saccotheciaceae. Gene Ontology annotation, molecular function: proton-transporting ATPase activity, rotational mechanism. Gene Ontology annotation, biological process: proton transmembrane transport. Bases 1 to 1185 code for a protein of 394 amino acids. Gene Ontology annotation, cellular component: vacuolar proton-transporting V-type ATPase, V1 domain. The record is from RefSeq and is a predicted model, not a curated record. The transcript has 3 exons.